AUGCAGACGCUCGUAGAAGGGCAGACGCUGCUCCACGACGGCCGCUAUCGCUUCUUGCGACGCAUCGGCAGCGGCACUUUUGCCGUCAUCAUGCGUGCUCUGGACGUGCAGCACGACCGCCACGUCGCGAUCAAGUGCGUCCGCCAGCAAGCGCUGAAGGCACUGGGCGAGCGCGAGGCGGCAGUGCUGCAGCACAUCAACGAUCGGGACGCGGACGGAGCGUGUGCCGUCGUACGCCUGCUGACGACGUUCGAGGAACACGGCCACUACUGUCUCGUGCUGGAGCUCCUGGGGGCUCCAGUGCUCGACGUGGGGCGAUGGGGUCCGUGGCGGCAGCCGCGCAGUGGGGCGCGCGCGGCUCCUCCUGCGACGCUGCAGCUCUGGCACCGCCCGCGGCGGUCGUCUGCUGCGCCCGAUGAUGCACGUGCUGCCCUUUUCUCGCAGUCUCCGGGACAGCAGUGGACGCAAUACGCGGACGGAGACGACGCGGCCGCGUGGGCUCCGCCCGUGUCGCUACGGGACGUGCGGCAGAUGGCAGUGCAUCUCUGCGGGGCGCUCGCGUUCGUCCAUGACGAGGGCCUCAUCCACGCCGACCUCAAGCCCGAGAACGUCGUGCGGUCGGGUCCCGACGCUCCGCUGCGGCCGUCGACGGCCGCUGUGUCGUGCUCGUCGCCGGUGAAGUUGGUGGACUUUGGCAACUGCUUUGACGCGCACGAGCUCGCGGCGUACGCAGACGUGGACGCGCGUGGGGGCUUUGACGUGCAGACCGUCACGUAUCGCGCGCCAGAAGUGGCUGCAGGGCUCUUGCUCUGCGCAGCUAUGGACAUGUGGUCGCUCGGCUGCCUCCUCGUGGAAUGCGUGUCGGGCACACCGCUGUUCACGCUGCCGCCUCUCGAGCCGUCCGUGCAAGAAGAGCGUGCGGACGUGGUGAAGCGCGAGAACACGCACCUCUUGGAGCAGAUCGAGCGCGUUGUGACGCAGGGGGUCCCGCUGACUGCAACGUGUGCGCCGUACCGGUCUUCGGCCUGCUACCACGCGGAGCUUGCUGCAGAAAGCAAAAGAGGUCGUGGCCAUCGUCCGGAAGCAGCGACGACAUUGCAAGCACGGCUAGAAGCCGCGGCGCCAGGGCAGCACGAGUUUCACGAUUUUAUUUGCAGUCUACUGGACGUGAACCCCGCGAUGCGAGUCACGGCCAGGCAGGCCCUCUUCCAUCCGUUCCUGCAAGCCUUAUUCCCGUUUAAAACUGUCUUUGCUCGAUCACGAUCAUCGGAGACGCAUCCAGCUACCACCGGACGUGCAGCCGCCCGUACUAUUGCACCCGCAUCAGCGAUAGCUGACACAAAGCGUAAGGCGUCGCAAGCUUCUCGAUCACGCGACCACGAGGUCCAAGAGGCUUCCAACCGAGCGCUGAAGAGUCAGAGGUUGGCCAGGACAGCAACAUCGGCUCGCACGAAGGACUUGCGUCAAGUGCUGAAAGUCAUACCGCGCCACCGCUUUUCCCAUCCGCCACACUGA
Molecule: messenger RNA, 1515 nt
Organism: Hyaloperonospora brassicae
Lineage: Eukaryota; Oomycota; Peronosporomycetes; Peronosporales; Peronosporaceae
Source: the annotation of a GenBank genome assembly